Varroa destructor (honeybee mite) is the source of this 1690-nucleotide messenger RNA. Its product is annotated as DGAT1/2-independent enzyme synthesizing storage lipids-like. The record is from RefSeq and is a predicted model, not a curated record. Gene Ontology annotation, cellular component: membrane. NCBI's taxonomy places the organism in Eukaryota, Metazoa, Arthropoda, Arachnida, Mesostigmata, Varroidae. Gene Ontology annotation, molecular function: acyltransferase activity.
UGUGGUUUACUAUACUUGGUCAUAUGGCUUUGUUACUGGUUGUUUUAUCUUGGGCUUCACUGUACCGUACCUUUCGAUCUAUCCAACGAUUUUGAUGAUUUUGCUGUCACUCCUUUACAAAGGCACAACCUUUUUUUGGGACGACAGUCGAGGCAGGCUGAAGGCGUGGCUUCAUCGAGUGGUCAGCGAAAUGUGGUGGAGCAUCGCUCGAAUCUAUCACGGGUACGAGGUUUACGGAUUAGAUCGAAUACCUGCGAAAGGUGCCCUAAUCGUCUAUUAUCACGGCAUGGUACCGAUUGACGCUAUAUACAUCAGUGCUGUGUUCCACAAGUUCCUAAACCAGCAAAUCGUGGCCGUCAUCGACAAGACACUUUAUCGCACCCCUGGAGUCCGAAUUAUGGCUGAGGUAAUGGGAGCGACGUGUGGUAAUCGCGCUCAUUGCACCGAACUAUUACGGCUCGGCCGAUAUCUAUCUGUCAGCCCGGGCGGAGCGUACGAAGCUAUGUUCAGCAGGGAAUAUUCACUUGAAUGGCGACGACGACGGGGUUUCGCCCAAAUGACCAAGGACUCCGGUAAACCAGUUGUACCAAUGUUCACACAGAAUAUUCGCCAAUUUACUGACAUGGUCCCGUUUUGCGCUGAUGGUCUAAUACGGGAAUUCUACGACAAAGUUCGAUUCCCAUUAUGCAUUGCCUUUGGUGGCUAUCCCGUGAAGCUCAGGACGUACUUCGGUGAACCAUUAUACUGUGGCAAAAAUGAAACAGUUGAGGAGUUUACAGCAAGGGUGAAGUCAGCUAUUGAAGAGCUCCGCGACAGGCACCAACACCAGCCUGGAAGCGUCCUCUUGGCCUUACUAGAUCGGUUCCGAAGAUCCAAACCCAAAUAUUAAUUAAUAAGAGUUACACAACAGAGUUCAUUGCAUUAAGCUUUUUUAUUUACACCAUGUUAGUGUUCUACAUUUUCUGGCUCUCCAAGCUCUUCGGAUACCACUACGGAGACCGAAAAACGCGCUUGCCCAGCCUUGUAGUUAAGUUAUUUUUGAGUGUGUGUUUACUCACCAUUGUUAAUAUUGUUUUCACUAUAACUUCACACUGUGAAGACGCUUCGUUUGCCAGAUUGAUCUGAAUAUCAGAAUUUGGAUGUCCAGAAGAAUAUACCUAAGGAGCGCUAUUCAACGGCCUUAGAUUUCGCAUAGCUUAAAUGGUAAAAAACAGCGAUCUCAACUAUAUAAUAGAUAUUUAGAUCUAAUUUGGUUUGCAUCUCCAUUUCAAAUGUGUUAUCAUUAGCAUUUUUAUUACACAGAUUGAUCUUUUAAAUUACUUAUUGCCUCGCCAAAGGAUAAAUAAGAAUUUUUUUACCCCUGCGUACAACAUCAGAUUCAAAUUCGCCGUCCACGAGGAAAAAUGAUCCUUUAAAAACUGUUUUCUGAGAAUAGAGACCUCAUAAAAUGUAUGUAAAGUUCGCCAUAAUUCCAAAUUGGUAUACAGGAAUUCUGCUUGGUCAGCCUCUAAACAGGUACGUCGUGAACCAGCUCUGUUAACCAGAGAGCCGCUGAAAGUCAACAAAUUGAAGCUUUUGGGAACUGCAGCGCGUAAUCAAUCAGUUGAGAUAUAGCCUUAGUAGUAUUUAUACAACAUGAUAAAGUGGCAAGGAAAUUAACCUACGGGAUGUGUUCAAAUUGUACGGUAAA